AUCGAUUUCAGAACUCAUCAUCAAGCACUACACUUGCAUACAAACUACUUCUUCCCCUUCUCUGAUAGAUUCAAGACCACUGUCACUUGUCUUCUUCGGUUUUCUCAAGCAGAUCCAACAAUCAGUCAACAAACACUCUUAUACAACACCACCACAACAACACCAACUCAGACUCUUCAACAUGCAGUCCUCCAUCAUCGCCAUCAUCCUUGCCGCUGCCACUGGCACCAUUGCCGCUCCCGCCAACAUCCACGCGCGAUGCGACCCUGCUCCCGCCCCCGGGACUGUCCCUCCUCCUGCCCCUGGGUCUGCCACUCCUCCUAAGGCUCCCACAACCCCUGCGACGGCCAACUACAUUCUUCCCAACGCCAUGGCUGUCCACAACGUCAACAACAACGCCAACAAGCCCUCCACGCAAAUCUUGACCACCAAGAAGGGCAACACUGAGACCUCGACGCUCGUCUCCUUCCAGGUCCCUUCGACGGCGACGGGCACUUGCAAGACGCACAUCAACGUCGGCGCCCUGGGCGGUGCGGACAAGAUCGGCGGAUCGCAGACCGUCAGGAUCUUCCGCACGCUGCUCACCAACAUCCCCGCCACUCCCACCGGCAAUCAGCGCAACAUCGAGCUCGGUCAGCUGCGCUUCGACGCCGCCGCCAAGGGCUUCGCUUUCGAGAAGGGCAGCGUCCAGCCUACUAUCCAGACCUUCCCUUGCCCCGCUGGCAAGACUAUUCAGUGGGAGAUUGUCGCCGUUGGCGAUAGCGACGAGAUCAUCGUCGGACAGGACUUCACUUCUAGCGGUGCUGGCGUCCCCAACGGCAUUUACAUCGAGUACUAGCUGGUCACGUCUUAGAACGGGUUGCAUUGGUUCUCAUAGACAAUUACACCACUGCACAGCGUGCGCACAUUGGAAUUAGGGAAAGCAUGAGAUUUUUGGUCACAUUAGCUACAAGGCGCAAUCUUCAAUGUUUCUAGACAAUUGGAAUACACAUCAUCUCUAGUACUGCU
Molecule: messenger RNA, 1008 nt
Organism: Purpureocillium takamizusanense
Lineage: Eukaryota; Fungi; Ascomycota; Sordariomycetes; Hypocreales; Ophiocordycipitaceae
Exons: 1
Coding region: 182-838 (218 amino acids)
Source: RefSeq, a predicted model, not a curated record